ACAUUCAAGCGUGUGAGACCGUUAAGUGUGUGACAAUCGGUGUGUGUGUGUCCGUGCGUGAGUGUCCGUCGGUGAAUGUGGAGACUUAUUUUCGUAACCGACCCGUAACCAGCAGACCACCGCGAUGGAGACGAAUAACGGGGCCCACCAGCACCAGCAGGUGGUGCCGGUGGUGGCGCGGAGGCGUCGCCGGACCGCGCGGCAGCUGCGCGAAUCGACCCCGGAUCCGGGAACGCGCGGGAGCCUCGAAGGCAGCGCCUCGAACUCGGCCGACGAUCCGGCCGAGAGUGGCUCGGAGUCGGCCCGCGGCCAGGGAGGAAGCACCGUCGACAGCAGCCCGUCGUCCUCGAAGAAGAGCCUGAUCGAGCGGGCGAUGGAGUACGGGAGCGCGCACCGGAACAAGAUCCUGGCGCGCAAGGACAAGAAGCUGGCGACCGUGCUGGUCCCGCGCAGCCGCUCGGUCCCCCGGGACGAGGGCGACGUGCCGAGCAGUCCGGAGAUCUUCUCGUUGCUGCGCCGCGCCAAGCGGAGUCUGUCGGGUGCAAGAAAACCGAAAACGGACGACUCGAGCGACGGAGGCCGCAUUUCCGACACCGAGGUACGCCAACGACGCGAACGCAUCGAGCGCUUCCAGAGCGAACGGGCCCGCGACUCAUCGACCGGUGACGCCAAACCGACGGGAAACCUCACCAACAGCCACCAGGCGAACCUGCAACGGUUCAACGAGGAGCGCCGUCGGUUCGAACUGGAGAAGCUCAAGUUCCUGCAGGAGAAGCGCGAACUCGACCGGAUGCGGCUCCGACGGUUCGAGAAGUACCGCGAAGAGCUGCUCGAAGAGCAGAGCCGCAAGCUGAAGGCGAAGCUACAGCAGGAGCGCUCGAAGACCAUCGAAGCUACCCCCCUACCACCGCUGCCACCCUCCGGGAGCAGUUCACCGCCCUACCGAGGAUCAGCGACGCCGGCCAAGGAAUCGACCACACCGCCGGCGGUGGACCGUGGGAAGAAGAAGAUCCUGAUCGUCCCGAAGGCACGCUCGUCCAGUCACUCGGCGUCGACCAGCGAAGACGAGGGAGGCCGCGCGUCGUCGGACGAGGGCGCGAAGCAGGCAGCCCCGGUCCGCCGGCGCUACUCACCCCGCAAACCGAAGCGACCCCGGGCGACGAUGAAGCUGCUCGAACCGAUGAAACCACUCCCCGUCGAUGGCAUCACGUCGCCCGAGUCCGAACUACCGUCCGACUACCAGCCGGAAGAGGAAAGUGUGGCCCCAGCACCGAUCCCGGUCGAACCGGAAAUGGUACUCACCCAUAGGCGUGUCCCCGGGAAGGAACUAUCGCCGGUCCGAGCGGAGAAACCACCGGAGGAGUCCGCAGAAGUGAAGACUUUAGUUGUCGACGACCCCAAGAAGGAGAAGAACGGAACGACGGAACAUCCCCAGGGUGAUAGGGCGAUCGUCGAAGCGGUCAAAAAACCCCGACGUCGAAGGCCACUGACGCUGUACGUGGAGAAGCCAGGCGAUAGCUUCGGUUGCGGUGCGCUCCUGAAGGAGUGGUACGAAAUGUGGCAAGACUUUGUCGAGGAUCACCCGGAGGAGCUGGUCCGGAUGCGGCUGCAGGUCAAUCACUGUGUGUUCUACUUCGGCGUGAUGGUGCUGCUGUGCGGUGUCGGAGGGAUCGCCUUCCGGCUCACGGAGGGCACGUUCGAGUCGCAGUACAAGUGUGGCGUGAAGCGCGUCAAGCGAGAGUUUAUCGAUCAGCUCUGGCUGUCCAGUCACAGUCAAAGGGAGGAAGACUGGAAGCUCACCGCACGGAACCGGCUGCGCAAGUUCGAGGAGGAGCUACAGAUAGCGUUCGAGGCGGGCAUGAAGUCGUACAGUGGGAACACGGCCUGGAACUUUAUCAACGGUGUCAUCUACUCGCUCACGGUGGUGUCCACGAUUGGAUACGGACAUAUUACACCCUCGACGACAACGGGACGGGCACUGACGAUCGUGUAUGCCAUCAUUGGCAUACCGAUCUUCCUGAUCGUGCUGGCCGACUUCGGUAAGCUGUUCACGCGCGGCAUCAAGUUCCUGUGGGCGUACGUACGGCGCCUCUACUACACUGGAUCGUUCCGGAAGGUCCGCAAAACGGCUCAAGUGCAGGAAGUAAUGAAAGGGCUGAACGUGGUGUACGAUAUGGUCCGACGACCCAGCGGUGACAACGAGCUGCAGGCCUCGACGGCAACGGCCGCCACUCCGAUGAUCCCACCCCAGCAAACCCCUCCGGCAGCGCUGCCCCAUGCCUACCGGCUGCCGGCGACAGCCGAGGGUGGUCAACCGGCGACCGGGAUCGAGCUAGCCCCCGAUACACCGACCACCCCGAUUCCGGAGACGUUCGAGAUCGACGACGAGUUCAACCUGCCGAUCUCGGUGGCCAUCUUCAUCCUGAUCGCGUACAUGCUGUUCGGGGCGACGAUCUACUUCACGUGGGAAAACUGGAGCUUCUUCGAGGCGUUCUACUUCGUGUUCAUCUCGAUCUCGACCAUCGGCUUCGGGGACUUUGUGCCGCAGCACCCGAUCUACAUGAUGUGCAGCAUCCUGUAUCUGAUCUUUGGUCUCGCGCUCACCUCGAUGUGCAUCAACGUGGUGCAGCUGAAGCUGAGCGACAGCUUCCGGCAGGCGAGUGCCAAGAUUGGGGCCACCAUCGGCCUGCAGAUGGCGGAGGCGGCCUCCCUGCAGCAGUCUCCGGUCCACACGCCGAUCGAGCUGGCCGCGGUGCACACGUCCACCCCGACCAGCGCUGGGGAAGGUGGAACCUCCACACCGGCGGCCCCCGCGGAUACCUCGGCCAGCGCCAACGGCUCUCCUGCCCUGCCGACGCGACCCUCCAGUGCCGUUCAGAAACCGGACAAGAAAGACUGAACGGACGGGAACGGGGCGUUACCGAAAGCCCCCCUGGUACAGUGGACGAUGGACGAAAGGGGUCCGAAAGAGGCCCCGGGGGUGGCCCCGGGGUGCUCUUGUACCAUUAGGACUAGCAGUUAGUGAGACACAGGAUGCAAGAUGAAUCUUCUAGUUUAUACCGUGCUGACGCAAGAAGUUUGUUAUUUAAUGAAGUUUAGCUUUAAGGACGAACAUGGGGCGGACGAGAGAGACAAACCAAACGCUGCGGAGAAGCGGGGAGCCUCCCCCGGAUAUUGCCUACCCGCGCUACGCAACAUUGUGCUAUGCGAUUGUGUUUUUUGCUGCGUUUCCUUGUGGCUCCGGCGGCGCUCUCGGAAUGGGUGUACGCGCGAUAUAGAUGCGAAUAA
Molecule: messenger RNA, 3288 nt
Organism: Anopheles bellator
Lineage: Eukaryota; Metazoa; Arthropoda; Insecta; Diptera; Culicidae
Exons: 5
Coding region: 125-2899 (924 amino acids)
Biological process (GO): potassium ion transmembrane transport; stabilization of membrane potential
Cellular component (GO): membrane
Molecular function (GO): potassium ion leak channel activity
Source: RefSeq, a predicted model, not a curated record